Pseudopodoces humilis (Tibetan ground-tit) is the source of this 3540-nucleotide messenger RNA. RefSeq names its product fibroblast growth factor receptor substrate 3 (gene FRS3). Gene Ontology annotation, molecular function: fibroblast growth factor receptor binding; transmembrane receptor protein tyrosine kinase adaptor activity. The record is from RefSeq and is a predicted model, not a curated record. Lineage: Eukaryota; Metazoa; Chordata; Aves; Passeriformes; Paridae. Gene Ontology annotation, biological process: fibroblast growth factor receptor signaling pathway. Gene Ontology annotation, cellular component: cytoplasm.
GCCGGGGGCCCCGGGCCGCAGCUCCCGGACGGCGGAGCCGGGAGCGCCUCAGGUGGAAGAUGGGAGUGUUCCCCUCAUGUUUUAGGUGAAGCCUGCUUGCCAUGAAGUCCCAAGAGAGAUAGAGGGACUGCAGUGGGAAUCCCUUCUCACUCCUCCACAAAUCCAACAACUGCCUAAUGGGAUUGCCUCUCUGCCUGGCGUCAUGGGGAGCUGCUGCAGCUGUCUGUGCACAGACAGCAUCCCAGACAACCAUCCCACCAAAUUCAAGGUGACCAACGUGGACGAUGAGGGGCACGAGCUGGGCUCGGGGGUGAUGGAGCUGACGCAGAGGGAGCUCAUCCUGCACACGCACAAGCGCGACGCCGUCAGGUGGCCCUACCUGUGCCUGCGCCGCUACGGCUUCGACUCCAACCUCUUCUCCUUCGAGAGCGGCCGCCGCUGCCACACCGGGCAGGGAAUUUUUGCCUUCAAGUGCUCCCGAGCAGAGGAGAUCUUCAACCUGCUGCAGGACCUGAUGCAGUGCAACAGCAUCAACGUGGUGGAGGAGCCGGUGGUGAUCACCAGGAACAGCCAGCCCUCGGAUCGGGAGCGGGCCCGCAGCCCCCAGCGCCCCACCAGUCUGGGCUACACUGGACUUCCCAAUGGAUUUCACAGCUUCCCUGGAGAAUCCCUGUCCUUCUCUGCAGCCCGGCACCCCUCAGUGAGCAGCCUGAGGCAUUCCUCUGUGGGGGAAGACUCUACCCACCCCCUCCUGGGGCCUGAGGAGCAGUCCCACACCUACGUCAACACGGCCACCGGGGAGCCGGAGCCGAGGGGCCGGCACUGUAUGCACUCCUUGCCUGAAGCCCACCCUCCUUUCCCCCCUAGGAACCACAGCUGCUCCCUGGAAGACCGCAACCCUCAGGUCUUCCUGCAGCCAGGAGAGGUGAAAUUCGUGCUGGCUCCCAGCUCCGGCUACCGCCGGCUGUGCCGGCACCCCCGGGAAUGCCGGGCGCACCUCAGUCCCCCCAACAACAACAACGAGUGUCAGGAGGGGUGUCCGUCCCCACAGUGCGUCUACGAGAACCUCAACGGGCUGGUGGCCCCCAGCACCUCGUCCCUGUGCCGGGCUGGCCGCUCCAAGGUGGCCCGGGAGGACGGGAGCCGCUCCCAGCGCCGCUCGGCCCUGCUGCACUACGAGAACCUGCCGGCGCUGCCGCCGGUGUGGGAGCUGCAGCCGGGCCGGCACAGGGACGAGGAUGGCGGCACGGCACCCACACCGUCCCCCAAUGGCUUCUCCGAGGCCGGCGAGGAGGAGCCGCUGCAGAAUUCCAUGGGCUCGGAGAGCGCGGCCCUGCAGCCGCGCCGCUCCUUCCUGCCCCGAGCCCGGCGCAGCCGCCUGCCCAACGUCUUCAGCUUCGACUUCCCCCGGCCCUGCCCGGAGCCUCCACGGCAGCUCAAUUACAUCCAGGUGGAGCUGGAGCCUGAGCCCUGCAAGGGUCACCAGGACCCCCGGGUGGCACCUCCCGCCAGCCCCGGUGCCCGCCGCACCGACUCGUACGCCGUGAUCGACCUCAAAAAGACAGCGGCCAUGUCCAGCCUGCAGCGGGCCCUGCCCAGGGACGAUGGCACCUCGAGGAAAACGCGGCACAACAGCACUGACCUGCCCCUGUGAGGGGCCCGAGUGCCGGCCCUGGCUCCCCUGUCCCUCGCUGUGUCCUGCCCGCUGUGGCUCCUGCAGCUGCUGCUGUUGAGGCUCGUCUGUCUGUCUGUCCGUCCUCCCCUCUCUGUGUUGCUCGUUUUUCAAGCCUUGUGGGAUGUUUGGUGACUCUGAGGGUUGAGUUCCAGGCGGGAGGUGCCAGCGCUGAGGUGGCACAGCCUGGGGUGGGGCAGGGCAGAGCCAGAGCUGGGCAGUGCCACGGGGGGAAAAAACCCAAACAUUAAAGCUCCCAAAACUGAGCUGCUCCAGGAGCUCGGUGCAAAUGGAGCCCGUUCCCCGUGGAUUUCACAUCUCCAGGAGAGCUCUGCAGUGAGGCCACUCCAGAGCUGGGAUUUGCCUUGUGGUUCAGUGGUGCCUGGAGAUGAGGGAGCCGUGGCCUUUCCCCCCUCAGCUCACUGUUUGUUCCUGAAGCUUUUUAUCCUUCUGUCCCUGUCUCAGAUUCAAUUUCAAUUGGGCAGCUGCAAUUAAACAAAGAGGACACAGAGCCAUGGGCACACACUGUGAUCACAGAAACCUGAUUGCCUAAAUCCUUAAAUUCCCUUCCCUGCUUUAGAAGAGGGAAAGGCCACAGCCCUGAGGGAGAUUGGAAAUUUGGCCUAGAGAACUUCACUUGUGCCAUAACCUGCUUUGUUUUUUUUACAAGGGUUCUUUUUGGCAGCUGCUGAGAAAUGCUGUGGGUUUAUUUAUUUGUUUACUUAUUUAUUUAUGAACUGCUCCUUUGCAUCCCCAUUCGUUGCCAAGUUGGUGCCAGUCUGCAGUGUGCUCUCGCUGGGGCUCGCUCCUGUCUGAGGGGACAGGUCCCAAAAUACCUUGGUGGCUUUGCUGAGCCACCAACUGGGGAAAAACACUGUGGAAAGGAGCAGCUGGGAAUGAAGAAUUUCUGAACUCGGGGCUGACUGUCACGGGGUGGGUGGGAAAUGGAAUGGGAGACGUGGGAGUGGGAGCGGAGCCGCCGGGCAGCCGAGCUUGGAGUGGCAUCAAAGUCGUUGCCUACACCCACGUGCCUGGCUGGGGUCGGGAGCAGCCUGUGCUCGGUGUCAGGAGAGAAUGUGCAGUUUGUUCCCUCAACUACAGACCUGGAAGGGCUCAAAUUCCAGGUAACUUUGUGGCCUUUUGCUGUGGAUUUUUGUCUCGAUGCCGGGGUAGUGCUGAGCUGCCCCGGGAUGUCCCCUUGCCCCUCCCCGUGGGAUUUCCCUGGAUUUCUCUGUGCCUGUUCCGAUGGAGAGCAGUGCUCUGGGAUGCUCUGGGAUGCUCUGGGACACUCUGGAGCUGGAUCCCUCCUGGCUGUGUCUGUGUUCCUCCUGGGACAGGAGCUGGAUCCAGUGCCCAGCCAGAGACGCUGCCAAGCCUCGUGUCCCCCUUGUCCUUGGAUGUUUCCUGCUGUUGACGUCUGUGGAAGAGGAAAGAGCCCCAUCCCCCAGCUCCAAGGGCCUGGAGCUCAAGUUCCAGGUUUUGGAAGUUCAGCCUUUUUUUGGUUUUUGGUGCUGUCAUGUCCUGUUGAGCCGUGACCCUGUUGGGAGCAAGGCCACGUGUCCCAAGUCCGAGUGGUGCCAUGUUUGUGUCGCAGAACGUGGAGUUCUUGGCUUGCUGUUGCACUAUAAAUUCCAAGUGUGCCACACGCUUCAAUCCACUGGUUUUUCUUUUCCUUUUGGAAGUCCUUGUGCUCAUCUUCCAUUCUUUCGUCCGCCCCGUCCCUUGUGUCACCUGUAACUGAAAGGAAACCCAAGUAAUAUAUUUUUAUAUGUAUAACAAAUGACUUUAUUUGAAGGAAAAAAACAACUCCCACCCCAAGUAAUGUAUCCCCCUAAAUCCAGCUUUCAUUUAGGGAAGUGAGAGAAGAA